This is a messenger RNA of Caenorhabditis auriculariae, 2987 nucleotides long. Lineage: Eukaryota; Metazoa; Nematoda; Chromadorea; Rhabditida; Rhabditidae. The record is from the annotation of a GenBank genome assembly.
AUGAUGAUUCAUCACAAGCUCUGCGCCUUUGGCGACCUCUCCUUCUCUGACAGCCUGGUAAUUUUUAGAACUAAAACGUUUCUUUUUUUUGGCAAAGAAUCAAACUUAUCUUGGACAGAAAAAUUUUUACGUUCAAACAUUUUUUUAGUGAGUCAUUUUUAUACUCUGUUAUUGCUGAGACUGUCUCUCCUCGCCGACAUCGUGCCUGGCAUUUUCAAUUCUAUCGCCCCCUAAAAGUCGAACUCUCAACGGUAGUCAUUUCAAACACCGAAGACUUCGAAUUUGAUUACUCUCAACUCAUUCAGGUGGUUCCUCGGAGCUCUCAGAUCAAUAAAGUUUAAGAGAAUUUAAAAAAAACUCAGUACAAAUCGCAAAAAAAAGUGACAUUGAGAUCCAAAUCGGUUCCAAAACUUUCAGGCAAACGGAUCCUUUCACGAAGGAACUCUACACCCUAGUCGUCGCUUCAUACGACUUCAUCCUCGGCGAAGUCUUCCUCCAGAAGCUUCCAAAGUUCUUCCUGGACUAUCAAAACAGUCAGUUCCCCUUUGACAACGAACAGCUUCCUUUAGGAAAUUACGAAAUUGUUCCUAAAUGUUUUUUUAACGUAAGUGAAUGUUUUUUUCACAUCAUAUUCUUCAAACUGACAAAUUUCGAACAUUUUAGGAGCUAUUAUCCGGUUUGCGAUUUCAGGAUAUCCUGAAAUCGCAAAUUAUAUAAUUGAAAAAAAAACAUUUUGAGUAUGCGAUAGUGCGUCUCGGUGUGCUUACACCCUAAGCAUCAUAAUUUACGAAAAGUCUUGACCUUGCGUAAUCACUAAGAAUAACUGACGAGAUAAACGCGAGGUCGGUGGCGGUACAUUGACGAACUCGCAAACAUCUCGCUUUUUUCUAGGCGCGCUCUCGCAUUUCUCUCGGCGCGACCUCGCAUUUUUCUUGGCGCCAUCUCGCAUUUAUCUCGCAUUCCGGAAAUUUUCAAAUUGCGAGAGAAAUGCGAGCUCGCGCCUAGAAAAAUGCGAGCUCGCGCCCAGAAAAAUGCGAGACCGGCGCGAGAAAAAAAGCGAGAUGUGAAAGAUAUUGUAGCCUUGGGGGUGGAGCCUCGAGAGUUUUAUCUUCGCAAUCCGAUCAACAGGACCUACGGCUCGUUCCGCGCAAACGAAAUAAAAGUAGUCAGAAUAGUGAGGAUUUUUAAAAUGUAUUCGAAAAAGAACGGCAAAAAAACGUUUUGACUUACUCCAAUUUAUUCAAAAAACUGGACUUUUAAGCUAAAAUAUCCAGCUUUUUCGUCCAAUCGCAAUUAUCGUUUUGAAUUUUGUAGCUUGGGCAUGGAGCGUUCGGCGAAGUAGCUCUGGCCAACAUCAGUCAUCCAGCUUUUUCCCAAGAUAAAGCGGCCAUAAAAACAGUAGGUUUUUAGAAAUCGGAUUUAUUUAGUGGAUACAAAAAAGAUCGAAGAUCAAAUGUGUGAAUUGAAAAAAUUCUCAAGGCAUUAUGAUAGAUUGCCUUAGAAAUAGGAUGAACUUGUCACUUUAUAGAGCAUUUUUUCGUGUGUUGAACGGUAGAGAAGUUCUAAAUUUCCGAGUAAAAUUAAUUCAAAGUGAGGAGUACUUUUUGAACUCUUCGGGCUUCGGUAACGUUUCUGAGCACUUCUAGCGAUCCCCUUAGCGGUGUUUUCCGAGUUACCCAGGUCCGAGUUCUGUCAGAAAUGCAGUUUGCAAUAAAACUUGCCCCGGGGAAAAAACAGCGCUAUUUUUUGGUUUUUAGGUUCUCAAAGAUCAUCCAAAUAGACGCGAACUCGAGGAAAAAUUCAUAAGAGAAGGCCGGAUUUCGAUCCCGCUAGAUCAAAAGAACGUCGUGCGGACCUUGGGCUGGUGCUUUGACAGCAAACCGCUCCAGCUGGUGUUUAAAUACUGCCCUGGUGAGGUUUCCGAACACAUUUCUCCCAAUCUCCACCAAAAACUCUGUGAAAAGGAUUAGUUAAUUUUGAAUAUUUUACGGAAAAUUUUUUCAAACGAAAAAAUAGCUUGGGAAUCGCCGAGAUUAUUUGGAACGGGGCAUGAAUUUUUGACACCCGUUUGAAUAACAUUCGAAAUUCUGAACUUUGGUCUUUCUCCGCCCCAAGCUUUGACAGAAGUCUUGUUCUUUCGAGUCCACAGGACUUUAAGUUUUGAUUUAAUGACAUUUUUUGAAGGUGGCGCCCUCGACUCGUACCUGAUAGCCAAGUCGGAUCAACUGUCGAAUACCGCAUUGACCAAGCUGUGUCUUGAUGCCGCCAGAGGCCUCACUUACCUCCAUGACGUCGGCGUUUUGCACCGCGACAUCGCUGCCCGCAAUUGUCUCAUGGACGCAAAGGGAAAUGUAUAUUUCCAUGAAAGCUGCAAAAAAUUGACAAACGUUUUCAGGUCAAAAUAGCAGAUUUUGGCCUUUCCGUGAAGGCAUAUUACUAUGAGAUGGUGGUAGCCGAGAAUCUACCAACGAGAUACCUCGCGCCCGAGUGCCUCGUUCGUUUUUCGUUUAACGCCCAAACGGACAUCUUCGCCUUCGGGGUUUUCUUUUUGCUCUUAUUGAGGGACUUUCUGGAAACCGGUCAGAAUAGUCCUCGAUGUCCCAAAUGGGAAACCCGAAAGUCAACUGCGAAACUUUCUUUUUAUUUGUGAUACCCUGACUCGAAAUCAAAAAAACUAGACAGUUUUUGCAACUUGAACUUUCCGAGACCUCCACUUGGUACGACUAGCAAUAUUCUGGGCAGUUUUUCUGAAAGCUUCCAGUCGAAAACUGAAAUGAUCUCCAUUGAGAGAUUCUGUGGCUAAAUUGAAAUCCUUUUACAGCAUUUGGUCUGCGAAAUCCACAAUAAAUGCGAAAUUCCGUAUGCGGGAAUGUCGGGCCUUGAAGCCCGCAAAGAGGUUAGUUUUUUUUAUUUUUUUCACAAAAAUAAAGUCCUUUUUGCAGAUUGCCGCCGGAAAAAGUGCUGACCGUCCACAGCAGAGCUCCUGA